UCCGCCUACACGUGUUGAUCUGACACCGCUAUUCGCGGACGCGCUUGUCAAUCACGCGUUUGCUUCAACUCGUCCUACAUAGACACACUCCUGCUGAGAGCUCGGGACUGGACCGCAAAGCGGAGAACGGGGCGCGAGACAAUGUUAAUGCUCUCCCAUCAGAAUUAAAGCUAAAGAAAAACCCCAGUGAUGGAUGUGAGAGAUGGAACAGCGGUGUGGGAAGCGCUGGCCAGCCGAGACUCGGGCUCCAGAGACGCUGCCAUGGAGCACAUCGAGCAGGACGUGAAGAGGAAGGUGGAGAGUAUAGGACCGUUCCUGAAAUCAUCAUCAUCAUCAUCGUUGUCGCUGUCGUCGCAUCCCGGGACGGCUCAAGAUCUCAACUAUGUCCUGGCUCGUCUCCUCAUGCUCUCCAAGAGGUGUCCUUACGGAGACGUCAGGGAAAGAUGCGUCUGGCUGCUCCAAGGUGUCCAGGACAUGGGAGUGCGAAUCCCCAGGCCACUGGGAAACGGACCAAGCAGAUUUAUCCCAGAGAAAGAGAUCCUUCAAGUCAGCAAAGUGGACACCAGAACGCAGUCCAUAUUCGAGGAGGCCUUUUCACUCGGCCGGUUCGACAACAUCUGCCUGGUGAUGGGCUUCCAUCCACAGUAUCUGGACUGCUUCCUGAGGACGCAGCAUUACCUGCUUCAGAUGGACGGACCCUUAUCUCGCCACUACAGGCACUACAUAGGCAUAAUGGCCGCUGCCAGACACCAGUGUUCAUAUUUGGUCAAUCUACACGUGAAUGAUUUCCUGCAGGUUGGGGGUGACCCCAAGUGGCUGAAUGGACUAGACGGAGCCCCGCAGAAGCUGCGAGCCCUGGGGGAACUCAACAAGAUCCUGGCUCACCGGCCGUGGUUGCUCACAAAAACGCACAUUGAGAAUCUACUGAAGGCCGAGGAGCACAGUUGGUCUUUAGCCGAGCUGAUCCAUGCCGUCGUGCUGCUCACACACUACCAUUCUCUCGCUUCAUUCACCUUCGGCUGUGGGAUCACGCCAGACAUUCACACCGAAGGAGGACACACUUUCAGACCUCCCUCACUCAGCGGCUACUGCGCCUGCGACAUUGCAAACGGCAAUGGUGCUCUGGAGGACAUGGUGGCAAACCAGCAGGAUAUGGAUGAGUCAGGCGAGGUGGAAGUGCUGAUGGAGAGGAUGAAGCAGCUGCAGGAGUGUCGCGAUGAAGAGGAGGCCAGUCAGGAGGAGAUGGCCACACGCUUUGAGAGGGAGAAGUCGGAGAGCAUGUUGGUGGCCACAACAGAAGACGAGGAGUGCGUUCCAUCUCGUGACGUCUCGAGGCACUUCGAAGACCCCAGUUACGGCUACCAAGACUUCUCCAGGAGAGGAGAACACGUGCCCACCUUCAGAGUGCAGGACUACAGCUGGGAGGACCACGGCUUCUCCUUGGUGAACCGGCUGUACCCGGACGUCGGCCAGCUGCUGGACGAGAAAUUCCAGAUUGCGUACAAUCUCACCUACAACACAAUGGCCAUGCACCAGGGUGUAGAUACCUCCAUGCUCCGCCGAGCCAUCUGGAACUACAUCCACUGCAUGUUUGGGAUCAGGUAUGAUGAUUACGAUUACGGCGAGAUCAAUGAGUUGCUGGACCGCAGCUUUAAAGUCUACAUCAAGACCAUGGUGUGCAGCCCGGAGAAGACCACCAAGAGGAUGUAUGAGAGUUUCUGGAGGCAGUUUCAGCACUCUGAGAAGGUCCAUGUAAAUUUGCUUCUUAUGGAAGCGCGCAUGCAGGCAGAACUGCUCUAUGCUCUGAGAGCUAUCACUCGCUAUAUGACAUGAAGUGCUAUUACCGUUUCUCUUUGUAAUUUCACUGUCAUUGUUGUUGUUGCUUUCGUGGGACACGAUAAAUAAAUAAAAGUAAAAACAACAGGGAAAAAAAACACAAAAAACUUAAAGGAAGACCAGAAGUGGAGGAUGAGACGCAAGGAAAAAAAAAAAGUCUGGAGAGAAGUUUGAAGUGCUUGGCCUGCAGUGCCCAAACCCACCAGCGGAGGGCAUCAUGUUCGCAAAGCCGUGUAACAGGACAGCUCUGAGCUUCUGGAGGCGAGUCCUCCUCAUAGUGUUUGAAAUUGAAAUGCAUCUGGAUGAAGAUGCUCCUCAUGUCUUUUGUUUUAUUUUUUAUUUUGAGAUGAAAGGAGAACCAGUUAACUCCAGUAUGGGUGCAAGCAGUCUGCACUAUCACGCCUUUGUACUCUUACUGUUUUUUUGUUUUUUUCCUGUUUGUUUUUUAUCGUAGUGCAGGCGACUGGAGAGAAAAGCAUUAGUGAAGCUGCACAUUAUAUAUAUAUAUAUAUAUAUAUAUAUAAAUGUGUGCCUGGUUACGUGCAGCACCGGAAAGCUGAGGUGUUGCUCAUUUUCUCCUUCAUGCUGCUUUUCUCAACCGAGAGGCUCGAGCCUCUGUAAAGACCCCAAACCUUUACCGAUAUCAUAAGCUAAUGUGUGGGAUGUGAGACGGAGUGAGGAGUGAAAUGUUUGUGUGUGUGUGUGAGAAAGAAAGAAGUGUGUGUGGUAUAUAUAGAGAGAGAGAUUCAAAAGUAAACAGCUGUCUGAGCCCUUGUUUUUGGUUUACUGUAAGUUACCACUCUGUCUCUACUUACCAGUGUGUAUUUUAUAUAUAUAUAUAUAUAUAUAUAUAUAUAUAUAUAUAUCUAUCUAUAUCUAUAUAUAUAUAUAUCUAUAUAUAUAUAUAUAUAUCUUUAUCUUUAUUUAUAUAUAUCUAUCUAUAUAUAUAUAUAUAUAUAUAUAUAUAUAGAUAGAUAGAUAUAUAUAAACUAUGUUGGCAAAAGUUUUGGGACAUCUGUCUUUACAUAAUCGAUCUUUAACUCUUCUGAGAAGGCUUUCCACAAGGUUUAGGAGUGUGUUUAUGGGAAAUUUUUUGACCAUUCCUCUAGAAGCACAUUUGUGAGGUCAGGCACUGAUGUUGGACGAGAAGGCCCGGCUUGAAGUCUCCGCUCUAAUUCAUCCCAAAGGUGUUCUGGACUCUGUGCAGGCCAGUCAAGUUCCUCCACACCAAACUCACUCAUCCAUGUCUUUAUGGAGCUUGCUUUGUGUACUGGUGUGCAGUCAUGUUGGAACAGGAAGGGGUCAUCCCCAAACUGUUCCCACAAAGUUGGGAAAAUUGUCCAAAAUAUCUUGGUAUGAAGCUGAAGCAUUAAGAGUUCCUUUCACUGGAACUAAGGAGUCAAGUCCAACCCCUGAAAUACAACACCUGAACUCAAUGAGUUGGAGGGGUGUCCCAAAACUUUUGCAAUAUAGUGUGUUUGUGUAUGUAUGUAUAUAUAUAUAUAUAUAUAUAUAUAUUAGUAUGAAAAGCAUAGCCUUUGUUGGUAUUUCAGGCCUAAAAAAUUAUCAAAGCACUUUGUUUCUGAAAUAUCAUGAUAUGCUUCAGCUGUAAUGUAGCCAUUUUUUGUUUUAAUGGGUUAGUGACCAUUUCCUAAAUACACUUUCAUCCGAUUUCGUCGAUUUUCGAGUCUUCCUGUUGACGUGACGUGCUUCCUGACGGCCCCCCCCCCCCAACCCAUUCAACCUGUCUUCCCUUCACCACAUGGUCAUCUAAACUCUCGGAAAAAAAAGCUAUAGCUUUUUUUUGUUAAAUGAUUGUCAGUAUAAAUAAUAAAAUACCUCUCAUUAUGUAUCUCCUUAAGUAUCUGAGAGCUCUCUCUGGCGAGCAGGGAUCUUCUCGUUUGGUCGUCUUUAGAGCUCACGGUUCCUUAAAAAAAAUGUCAUCACGUAGACACUGCUUAUUUUAUUUUAGUUUUCUCCAAGAACUUCAAGCAGUAUAACUAAGCAGCUUUUUUUUCUUCAUUGUCGAGUGUGUUUUAAGGUGUUUACUUUAAAAAAAAAAAAAAAAAAAGAACAUAAAAAAAAUCAAUCAAGUACUGCAUUCUGAUGAUGGCUGGAUCAGCUGGGUGUAGAAAGACGAGUGUUGAGAAAGACAGAGGGAUGGUACUUUGUUUUUGUUUUUUUGAAUGCUAAGCAAUGAGUUUUCUUUUUUUUUUUUAAAUCGAUCUUCAGAGACUGAUGUCAGUUACUGACACUUUUAUAAUAAAAAAAAAUAAAACAUUUUAAUCUCUUUCUAUGA
This is a messenger RNA of Hemibagrus wyckioides, 4135 nucleotides long. RefSeq names its product sestrin 1 (gene sesn1). Bases 190 to 1833 code for a protein of 547 amino acids. Gene Ontology annotation, biological process: regulation of response to reactive oxygen species; cellular response to L-leucine; negative regulation of TORC1 signaling. Lineage: Eukaryota; Metazoa; Chordata; Actinopteri; Siluriformes; Bagridae. Gene Ontology annotation, molecular function: L-leucine binding; oxidoreductase activity, acting on peroxide as acceptor. Gene Ontology annotation, cellular component: nucleus. The record is from RefSeq and is a predicted model, not a curated record. The transcript is spliced from 11 exons.